AUGAAGCAAGACGAGGUUGAAGGAGAUGAUUAUGAUGCUGGCAAGAUCAAUUCUGAAAAAGAAAACAGAGAAAAAUUGGCAAAGAGUCAGGUGGUGGAAUUGGUUAAGACGGGAGAUCUUUUCCUCAACAAAACAGUUUUGAAAGCGAGGUUUGAGUUAUGUGCAAUGAAGCAUAACUUUCACUACACAGUGACCAACUCCAAUAAAUCAGUUUGGUGUAUUAGAUGCGCUGAUAAAGUGUGCUUUUGGGGUGCUCGAGCUGAGUGUUUGAAGGGCUCCACAUAUUUUAUUAUUAAGAAGUAUGUCGGUGUACAUUCCUGCGCACCUUCAAACAAAACCAGUGCCGGAAAGACAGCUUCAGCGAAAACGAUAGGCAGUCUGCUAAUGCAUAAAUAUGAAGGUAUCAAGGAAGGGCCUAAAGCGAAAGAUAUUCAUGGGAUUCCCGUGAAUAUGCAGUCAACGCUGUUAGAGGUAUUGGAAAGUUAUGGGAAAAUACCAAAAUACUUACACAUGCUGCGAGAGGCCAAUCCGGGUACACAUUCCUCUUACAAGACUGACGUCGAUGGUAGAUUUCGAUAUCUGUUUAUAGCGUUUGGUCAAUCGAUCAGAGGCUUUAACACAGUCAUGAGGCGUGUCAUUGUUGUCGAUGGAACAUUCUUGAAGAGUAAAUUCAAAGGGGUGCUACUGGUUGCAACUGCUAUAGAUGGAAAUUCAAAUUUAUAUCCUAUUGCAUUUGGGAUAGUAGACUCUGAGAAUGAACAGUCUUGGGAAUGGUUUAUGAGACAAUUAAAAGUUGUUGUUGCUGAUGAUAAUGGUUUGGCUUUUAUUUCGGAUAGACAAGUGUCAAUAGCGAAGGCACUGGAGAAAGUGUAUCCGCUAGCGAGACAUGGUAUUUGUAUUCAUCAUUUGUUGAAUAAUGUGAUAUCAUAUUUCAAGGGGAAGGGAUUAGCUAGGUUGAUUUCUAAGGCUUCAAAGACUUAUAGAGUGGUUGAUUUCAAGAAGACGUUUUCUCAUGUUUGCAAUAUCAGUCCAGCAAUUGGAAAUUAUCUUAUAGAAGCAGAUGUCAAAAAGUGGGCUAGAUGUCAAUUUCAUGGAUACAGGUAUGACAUUAGGACAAACAAUCCUGCAGAGUCGAUAAAUUUUGCGUUGCAUUCGCUGAGAGAGUUUCCCGUAAUUCCUUUGUUGGACAGUAUUAGAGAAAUGCUGACACGCUGGUUUUUUAAGCGUAAGAAGUUGAUUUCAAAGCACACCCACCGUUUGACCAUAGAUGUGGAGGAAAAGAUUGAUAAGAGAAUUGGAAAGGGGAAAACUUUCAGAGUUUACCAUGUAACCGAUAGCCAGCUGCUUGUUAAAGGCGAUAAAAUUGACUGCUUUGUUGAUUUGGACAAACGGACUUGUUCUUGUGGGAAGUACGACCUCUUGAAAAUCCCUUGUAGACACGCAAUAAAAGCUGGUUUCUUUGUUGGUAGAGAACUAUAUACAUUGACUGAUUUUUUGUAUACCACGGGAGCUUGGAGAGAAGCUUAUCAAGAAAGCAUAAAUCCCUUUUCAGUUCCUGAAGAUGGUUGGUCUGUCCCACAAGUUGUGGAAAAUUCUGAAGUGCUACCGCCUGAGACAAGAAGAUCUCUUGGAAGAAAUAGAAAACGCAGAUAUGAAGCUGUUGAAGACAAAAUCCGAUCACCACAAGGAUCACAGGGGGGUCAGUCUCGUAAGUGCAGUAGAUGUGGUCUUGGUGGUCAUAAUAGAGCAACUUGCAAGAUGCCAAUAUAG
This is a messenger RNA of Brassica napus (rape), 1770 nucleotides long. RefSeq lists its product as uncharacterized. Gene Ontology annotation, molecular function: zinc ion binding. NCBI's taxonomy places the organism in Eukaryota, Viridiplantae, Streptophyta, Magnoliopsida, Brassicales, Brassicaceae. The record is from RefSeq and is a predicted model, not a curated record. The coding region runs from base 1 to 1770 and encodes 589 amino acids. The transcript is spliced from 2 exons.